AUGAGUUUCAUUGAAAGUGCUAUUGAAAAAAAGUCCGGUCUCGAUCUUAAUCAUGAUGGAUUUGUUGGAAGUGAAAAAAAUGCUGAGAAACAAUAUGGUGUAGAUUUUAACGGUGACGGAUAUAUUGGAGGAGAAGGGAUAGAAAGCAAAAUCGAAAGAGCAACUCAUGUUGAUCUAAACAAUGAUGGUAUUAUUAGUCGUCCAUUAGACACAUAUCCUACUACUUAUUAG
Adineta steineri is the source of this 231-nucleotide messenger RNA. NCBI's taxonomy places the organism in Eukaryota, Metazoa, Rotifera, Eurotatoria, Adinetida, Adinetidae. The record is from the annotation of a GenBank genome assembly.